Messenger RNA from Neospora caninum, 1146 nucleotides. RefSeq names its product tubulin-tyrosine ligase family domain-containing protein. The record is from RefSeq and is a predicted model, not a curated record. Gene Ontology annotation, biological process: microtubule cytoskeleton organization; protein polyglutamylation. Lineage: Eukaryota; Apicomplexa; Conoidasida; Eucoccidiorida; Sarcocystidae. Gene Ontology annotation, cellular component: cilium. Gene Ontology annotation, molecular function: tubulin binding; tubulin-glutamic acid ligase activity. The transcript has 8 exons. The coding region runs from base 1 to 1146 and encodes 381 amino acids.
AUGCGUCCUUACCAGAAGAUCAAUCACUUUGUUGGAACGAAUGCAAUUUCAAGGAAGAACUACCUCGCCCGAAAUCUUCUGCGGAUGAAGGCCUACUAUCCAAAGGAGUACAAGUUCUUUCCCCACACCUGGUCUCUGCCGGCAGACCUGGCUGACUUUCGAUGCCAGUUUACUGGGAGGCGACGGAAGACUUUCAUUAUCAAACCAGAUGCAAGCAGCCAAGGUCGGGGAAUUUUCCUGACUCGGAAUAUCGAGGAUAUUGAUCCAACCGAGCAUCUUGUCGCCCAAAGGUAUCUACAUAAGCCGUUUCUCAUUGACGGACUCAAGUUCGACCUCCGCAUUUACGUCUUGCUAGCAGGGUGUAAUCCUCUCCGUCUCUUUGUUCACCAGGAUGGAUUGGUGCGAUUCGCCACGAGCCCAUAUGCGAAACCGACAGGGAAGAACUUGCAUGAUAAGACGAUGCAUUUGACCAAUUAUGCGAUUAAUAAGUCAUCGUCAAAUUUCACGCCUAACAGGGAUCCAGCUAAUCCAUCGAAAGGCCACAAAAGAAGUCUCUUCCACGUGUUGGAUCACCUGAAGAGCGAGGGCCAUGAUGUGGAUGCUCUCUGCAAGGAGAUUGACGAGUGUCUCUGCAAAACCAUCAUUGCGAUUCAGCCUUCCCUUGCACACAUUUACGGUUCGUGUAAGGGAGAGGAUCUCAGCAAUUCGAUGUGCUUCGAGGUUCUCGGAAUUGACAUCAUGAUCGAUCACAAGCUUACGCCCUGGCUAAUAGAGGUCAACCAUUCUCCCUCUUUUAGUACUGACAGUGAUCUGGACACAAUCGUUAAGUUCAAGGUCAUCCGCGAUGCGCUUGUUUUACUUGGACUCUCCUCAGAGAACCGACGGAAAUACCAGGCGCAGCAGCGGCUCCAAGCGGAGCAACGCCGGAUGGCUUUUCCGAAACAGACGCGAGAGGAGCGACUGCAAGACCGCCGACAGAUGAUGCACGAGCUGGCAAAAAAUAGAACAGCAUGGGAAGAUGCACACAUGGGAGGCUGGAGACGAAUCUAUCCAACUGAGGAACGAGCUACAAACGUCGCGUUCUCAAAGCAACCUGCAGAAGGCAGGCGCGCGAACGAAGCAACCGAAGUCUAUCUGUCGUCGUAG